GCCGACAAUGGAUACUCUUGAGCCAUACGAUGAGCAGGCCGAGCACCACGACCAGGAACGGUCUCCGCCGCAAGCUCAGGAGCACGCUAAUGAGCCUGCAAAUCCGGCCGUCGCGCAGUUAAAGAGCAUGUUCCCCGACUUUGACGACGCCGUACUACAGACAGUGCUCGAGUCUGUCUCUGGGGACCAGGAUGCCGCUAUCGACUUGCUUCUUGGGAUGAGCGACCCGUCCUACGUCCCGGCGACACAUCAUCAGAGUACAACAACACACCCAGAACAGCCGUCAUCGCUCGAACUCGAUGAGGCCCUUGCACGGCAGCUUCAGCUAGAGGACGACCGUGCUCAUGCAGAAAGCCAGCAACGCACCAGGGGCCAGAGCUGGUCGCGGCGCCGCAACAGUCAGACGCAGCAGGAUCAGACGCAGCAGGAUCAGGCGCCGCAGGCCCAAGGACAAUCUCCACAGAACUCUGGAGGGGGACCAGAUCUCAACGAGAUCAAGGAAACUUUGAACCAGAUGGCAGAGAGCGGAAAGCGAACCUUCAGCUCCAUCGUCUCCCGUGCAAAGGCUAAGAUCAACGAGUAUCAGCAGUCCCGUCCGAACACCCAGCAGCAACAGCAGCAGGAGCCACAACAUCCCCCGCCGUCCUGGGGCUCUACCCCCACGCAGAAGCAACCGUCGCCCGGCGCCGCGAGCCUCCCGAAUUACUACCACGAGACGCAGCAGCCUGUCGACCGGCACGCCGCGAGCCAGGCGUACGCGCACUACUACACUGUCGCCCCAGGCGACUCCCCCGACCUCGGUGAGGAGGACGGCUGGCAGCAGAUCUCACGGCGCGGGCGCAGGUCGGAGGAGAAGCCUCUCGCGGAGCAACCCAAGGCCGAAAUCAGGGGAUACGACCUCGACUCGUUGGAUCACCUAGCCACCCCGUCAACGAACACGUCCGUCGCAAACAGCCCCAUACCACCCCCAGCUGCUCCUACUGAGCCUGAGCCUGAGCCGACAAUACCCAGAGUGACGACCCCACCAAGCGACAUACUUCGGCCGCCACCGACUCAGAGCGGCAGUCCGCUCAAUCCCGCGAAAUUCGGUCUGCUGCCGAAGCGUCCCGUGUCGUUGCUCACACCGCAAGCAUCAGGUGCUAACGCCAUCGCUCGAGAAGCAAGCGUGAGCGAAGACGACGAGGAUGAACUUGACUACGUGGAAAACCCGUUUGAGGAGCACAAACACUAAGAUGCUGUAUGAUUGGACAUUCGAAUGCGGGACUGUGUAUGCGUAUCGGAUGAAUGUAGCGGUACGUCUGUGUCAUCAACCUAACGAGAAAUUGUACUUCGGACGUCUGAAGUAAUCUACACCUUUGUACAGUAGCACAGUGCUUUCGUCACCAGUUUGCUUUCGACCUUCAUUUUGCAUGGC
Molecule: messenger RNA, 1414 nt
Organism: Phanerochaete carnosa HHB-10118-sp
Lineage: Eukaryota; Fungi; Basidiomycota; Agaricomycetes; Polyporales; Phanerochaetaceae
Exons: 5
Coding region: 8-1231 (407 amino acids)
Biological process (GO): ubiquitin-dependent protein catabolic process
Cellular component (GO): cytoplasm
Molecular function (GO): ubiquitin binding; ubiquitin conjugating enzyme binding
Source: RefSeq, a predicted model, not a curated record